CGCCGCGCCGCCGGGGUCGCGUCUUCCCGGCCGGGCGCUCGGAGCGCGCGGCGCCCCCCGCCGCUUCGGCUCUACCCGGGGGCGCUGCCCGCUGGCUAGAGGCUCACAUUCCCCUUUCUCCUGCUCUUAUUUUGCUCCAAGGAUGAAACAUGUCUGAGGACUCUCAGAGAAACUUUCGUUCAGUGUAUUAUGAGAAAGUGGGAUUUCGUGGAGUGGAAGAAAAGAAAUCAUUAGAAAUUCUCCUAAAAGAUGACCGUCUGGAUAUUGAGAAACUCUGCACGUUUAGUCAGAGAUUCCCUCUCCCGUCCAUGUACCGUGCAUUGGUAUGGAAGGUGCUUCUAGGGAUCCUCCCUCCUCACCACGAGUCCCAUGCCCAGGUGAUGCUUUAUCGCAAGGAACAGUACUCGGAUGUCCUUCACGCCCUCAAAGUGAUCCGCUUUGUCAGUGAUGCCACGCCUCAGGUCGAAACCUAUCUCCGCAUGUAUCAGCUGGAGUUGGGGAAGUUGCCUCGAAGUCCCUCCUAUCCACUGGAGUCGGAAGAUGAAGUAUUUCUUGCCAUUGCUAAAGCCAUGGAAGAGAUGGUGGAGGACAGCGUGGACUGUUACUGGAUCACCCGCUGCUUCGUGAACCAGUUAAAUAACAAGUUCCGGGAGGCUUUGCCCCAGCUGCCAAAGGCAUUUGAACAAUACUUGAAUCUGGAAGACAGCAGGCUGCUGAGUCACCUGAAGACGUGUUCCGCCGUGUCCAGGCUUCCCUACGAUCUCUGGUUCAAGAGGUGCUUUGCGGGGUGCUUACCUGACUCCAGUUUACAGAGGGUUUGGGAUAAAGUCGUGAGUGGAUCCUGUAAGAUUCUAGUUUUCGUAGCUGUGGAAAUUUUAUUAACCUUUAAAAUAAAAGUGAUGGCACUGAACAAUGCAGAGAAGAUAAAAAGAUUUCUGGAAAAUAUUCCCCAGGACAGCUCGGAUGCCAUCGUGAGCAAGGCCAUCGACCUGUGGCACAAGCACUGCGGGACCCCGGUCCAUUCCGCGUGAAGCCCCCCACGGCCAGGGGUGGUCGGUCACGCCUGCCCUGACCGCCUUGUUUGUUCUCGGGACACGCCGUGCUAACCUGACUGAAAGGAGGAGAUUUUGGGGAUUUGCUUUGGUGCUCAGAGAGAGAAAGAGAGAGAGAGAGAGAGAGAGAGUGUGCGUGUGUGUGUGUGUUUCCCUCUUUUUAUUCCUUCUCCAGUAAAAUUAUUUAAUUCAGA
Molecule: messenger RNA, 1246 nt
Organism: Sorex fumeus (smoky shrew)
Lineage: Eukaryota; Metazoa; Chordata; Mammalia; Eulipotyphla; Soricidae
Gene: TBC1D7
Product: TBC1 domain family member 7
Exons: 8
Coding region: 150-1031 (293 amino acids)
Biological process (GO): negative regulation of TOR signaling; activation of GTPase activity
Molecular function (GO): GTPase activator activity
Source: RefSeq, a predicted model, not a curated record